AUGAUGAUGUCAGCCAUGAUUUGGAAAACUCAAAUGCCAAGGACCGUCUCGUUAGGUUCAGUGGUUAGAUGUGCCCCAUGUCUCCGGUUGGGUAGAGCCCUGGGAUCACUAAGAUUAUUCUCCAAAAUGGUUGAUGUGGGUUCCCGUAAUGAAAUUAAUACUGAUCGGAAUUUUGCCAAUACACGGUUUGCCAUCUCUCAACUGCUUAAUAAUAUUCAUACCAAAACAGAGAUUGAUCAAUAUUUGACUUAUUUCACAUCUGUGGCAAGACAACAAUUUGCCAUCAUUAAGAUUGAAAGUGAAUUAUUUGAUAACAAAUUGGACCAAAUCAUUUCAUGCUUAGCCAUGUUGUAUCAUGUGGGGCUAUUCCCCAUUGUUGUCCAUGGAACUUCUUAUCAAGUGGAUAGAGAAUUACAUUUUUUAAAUAAGAAUCCAAAUUAUAUUGAUGGAAUUAGAGUCACUGAUGAAGAAACUCUUCAAAUCGUGAAAGAUUGUUUCUUAGAACAGAAUAGAAAAUUGGUGGAUGGGUUAAAAGAAUUCGGUGUUAAUGCUGUUCCAAUGACUUCAGGAAUAUUUGAUUCGGAUUUCUUAAAUAAAUCCAAAUUUCAAAUGGUGGGGCAAAUUACAAAUAUUAAGAAAAAUAUCAUUGAAGAUUGUUUGAAUUCUAAUUCCAUGCCUAUUCUAACUUCAUUGGGUACAGGUCCAUUGGGACAGCUAUUAAAUAUUAAUUCAGACCAUGCAGUAGCUGAAUUGACAAAAGUUUUCCAACCUUUGAAAGUGUUAUGUUUAAAUGAAACUGGUGGGUUCUAUGAUGGUGAAACUGGUAAGAGAGUUUCUAUGAUUAAUUUGGAAAAAGAUUUUGAUCGUUUAAUUAAUGGUGAUUCCUUACAUUAUUCUACAAAAUUGAAACUAAAGGAAAUUAAGGAAUUAUUGGAUUACUUGCCAAAAUCAAGUAGUGUUACCAUUGUUAGAAUUGAUGAUUUUGCCAAUGGUCUCUUUACAGGUUCAGGUGUUGGGACCACCAUUAAAAAAGGUUAUCAAUUGAAAAAAAAAUAUACUGUUUCAGAAUUCUCAGAUUUGAAGAAAUUACGCCAUAUCCUCAUUAAAGAUCCAAAGAUUAGAUGUGGUAAAGAAAACGUCUCUUGUUAUUUACGUGAAUUGGAAAACACUGAUUUUACAGCUUAUUAUGAUGAUCCACAUGAUGUGUUUGCUGUAGUGCGUAAUGAACCAAAUAGUAUCCCCAAGAUUGAUAAACUAUUAUGCACAAGAUCAGGUUGGUUUAAUAAUAUCCCAGAACAUGUUUUCCAAGCCAUCUUGGAUGAUUACCCCAAAGUUCAAUGGAUCGCAAGUGACAAAGAUGAGAACAUCCAUUGGCACUUUGAAAAGAGUGAAGGUUCUUACGCCAAAGACGGCCAAGUGUUGUUUUGGCGUGGAAUCUCAGAUUUACCAGAUAUUUCAAAAUUAAUUGAAAGUUUCCAUCAACAAAAUUUAUAA
Messenger RNA from Henningerozyma blattae CBS 6284, 1494 nucleotides. RefSeq lists its product as uncharacterized. Gene Ontology annotation, cellular component: cytoplasm; mitochondrial matrix. Gene Ontology annotation, molecular function: arginine binding; N-acetyl-gamma-glutamyl-phosphate reductase (NADP+) activity; L-glutamate N-acetyltransferase activity, acting on acetyl-CoA as donor. Gene Ontology annotation, biological process: L-arginine biosynthetic process. The transcript has a single exon. The record is from RefSeq and is a predicted model, not a curated record. Bases 1 to 1494 code for a protein of 497 amino acids. NCBI's taxonomy places the organism in Eukaryota, Fungi, Ascomycota, Saccharomycetes, Saccharomycetales, Saccharomycetaceae.